AUGCUUGAUAUCAAAUUUAACGAUUAAAUGUGCAAACUUUAUAUUAUAUUUACAAUAUAUACCCAAGAACACUAAUUUCCAGGAGAAAAGCAAAUGUUACUAUUUUUACACAUUCUCUUUUUGCUAUGUCAGUAAUGA
Molecule: messenger RNA, 138 nt
Organism: Paramecium pentaurelia
Lineage: Eukaryota; Ciliophora; Oligohymenophorea; Peniculida; Parameciidae
Source: the annotation of a GenBank genome assembly